Blumeria graminis f. sp. triticale is the source of this 378-nucleotide messenger RNA. The record is from the annotation of a GenBank genome assembly. NCBI's taxonomy places the organism in Eukaryota, Fungi, Ascomycota, Leotiomycetes, Helotiales, Erysiphaceae.
AUGAAAAUCUUGAGCCUUAUUUCAUCCGUGGCAAUUUUAAGUCAUCUGACGCCUGGAAUCGAAGCUCUCAAUUCAAAUUAUAGAUGUCUCCACAAGGUCCUUGGUUCGCGUACCAUCGACAAUGUUACUGCAGAUACAAUUAGACAUUUUAAAGACAAACUUAGUGAAAAAUGGACCCCCCAACAAGAAUUUGCUAAAACAGCUAUUGACCUCCAAAUAAAGGAUGAUUUAGGAAUUGUCGAUAUCAAGAUUGAAAUGGUCAUGAACUAUCAGGGGAAAAUAUUGAGCAUGAGGGCUCUCGCUCUGGACAAAGUGUAUCCUUGUAGUCCAACACAAGACGCGCCUGAUUUCAAUACGCCACUACGACCAGAUGCGUAG